CUCCCUGAAGUUUAUAAUUCUAUGAGAAAGGGGUAUUGUACUAUUUCUUUAGAAUCCAUUCAAUUGAGUGUUGGACAUAUUCGUUACGGCUUUCUUGGGACUACACCAAACUGAUUCGCAUGCUUUUUUUAUAUAUAUAGAUCAAAUAUGGUGCUACGCAUGAAGUCAUUUUUUAAAAUGAUUUUGCUGUUUUCGUGGGGAUUCUUUGCGCUUUUAGUUAUGCUUACGUAUCAAAACAGGGCACGGAGUCAAGGCCCUAGUCAUCGCAUUCAUACAGUGAAAAAUGGGACACAAAUGAAGCCCCAGACCCACCACGCGUCUGUCGGUCUCAAGGGAUCGUGCUUGGUCGAGGAAGAUGUAUGCCUGCUUCGAGAACGAAACGCAUCCUACCUUUGGUAUCACAUAAGGACCUUUGAGUAUGCCAUCAAUAAACAAUGUGAAGGGAAAGAGAAAUCGCCCUAUCUGCUGGUGUUGGUGAUAUCAGAUCCACGCGAUCCAAAGACUAGGUCCAUGUACCGUCAAACCUGUGGGAGUGUAAAAGCACACAUGGGAAAAUCUAUUAAAACUAUGUUCUUUGUGGGAAAAACAAAUGAUUCGCUAGUGGAGAAUGCAAUUAUCAAAGAAAGUGAACAAUAUGGAGAUAUCAUUAAAAUUGACUUUGAGGAUUCAUAUAAGAAUUACACACUCAAGACCCUCCUGGCUUUUCGCUGGGCGGUUGAUUAUUGCCCUGGUGCGGAGUUUGUCUUUAGGUGUGGACACGAUGUAAUAACGAACAUGCGAGAAAUUGUUGGCUAUUUGACACGACUUCCGCCAAGUAUGAGAGCAACUUUAUUUUCCGGAUUUCUUUUUACUCGUCCUGGCAGACCACACAGGGACCCAAACAGUAAAUUUUACCAGUCGCAUGAACAAUAUGGACCAUCCACAUAUCCGCCUUUCAUUUCAGGAUUUGCGUCGAUUUUUUCACUAGGUGCGAUCAAAAUACUUAACUCCGCUUCAUUGAACCAACAUUUAUUCAUUGAAGAUGUCUACUUAGCAAGCCUCGCACAUAAACAUGGCAUAAAAUUGAUAAACACUGGACGAUAUUUUUGGUUUAUGCCUGAUAUUAAAUAUGAAGAUAUACUAAGAAAUAAAUGUGGCUUACUACAGUCUUUCGCUAUACACAGGCCCCCUACGCUCGCUGUUUGGAAAAUACUGAAUGGAAAUUUGACCAAAGAAAAGGCAUGCAAAUCAUCGAUACAUUACAAAAGUACCAAAAAAGGACAAUAAGAAAGAAAAAACAUGAUCAGAAAAUUUACCAAGGAGAAAUUCAACGCAUAAGUUAAAGUAUCAGAUGCGCCGUUCACGGCUGAAUAUAACCUUAAAGAGACAGAAAAAACACGAAGAAGGGAAUUAACCAAAACUUUUUUGCAGUGCCUCAACGUACGUGUCUUAAACGAGGAGAAAACGAGAUACAGAUGGAGCGACUUUGUUUUCAUGUUACUCCUUAUGUGAUUAAAAGCUCUUUCAUUGACAUAAGAGCAUCUUUGUCGUGGGCAACAAGUAAACUCGUACAAGUAAGCUCC
Molecule: messenger RNA, 1562 nt
Organism: Lingula anatina
Lineage: Eukaryota; Metazoa; Brachiopoda; Lingulata; Lingulida; Lingulidae
Product: beta-1,3-galactosyltransferase 1
Biological process (GO): protein O-linked glycosylation
Cellular component (GO): Golgi membrane
Molecular function (GO): hexosyltransferase activity
Source: RefSeq, a predicted model, not a curated record